Molecule: messenger RNA, 393 nt
Organism: Microthlaspi erraticum
Lineage: Eukaryota; Viridiplantae; Streptophyta; Magnoliopsida; Brassicales; Brassicaceae
Source: the annotation of a GenBank genome assembly
AUGGGAGAGAAACUUGCUGUGUUAGUUGAGAACUGGACUGAUGGUUCGACGGAAAUAUGGAUUAGUAAUAAGAUUGAUCCCAAUGCGGUUUCAUGGACCAAGAUGUUUUUAAGAUUUCGAAUGAGAGAAAUUCGGGAUACAGCCGCGACUUUCUUCGUUGACGAGAAGAAGAAAGUCGCAGUGGUUUUUGCCAAAGGCAAACAACAUCUAUACAAACCCACUCGCAACACAGCUUACAUCUUUGGAGAGGAUGGAUUCUCCAAACAAUUGGAUCUCGGAGAAUCUGAACACGAGUUUCAAUUUCCAUAUGUGUGCUCUUAUGUCCCAAGUCCAGUGCAAAUCAAGCAAUCUGCCCCCACGAGGCAAAAGGAAAAGAAACCAGGUUAUUGUUAG